Molecule: messenger RNA, 732 nt
Organism: Volvox carteri f. nagariensis
Lineage: Eukaryota; Viridiplantae; Chlorophyta; Chlorophyceae; Chlamydomonadales; Volvocaceae
Exons: 2
Coding region: 1-732 (243 amino acids)
Source: RefSeq, a predicted model, not a curated record
AUGGCGAAAGGUGGCAAGGCAGUGAUGGUCGUGGAGCUGAAGGGUAACGUGGUGUUCAACCACAUAUGGCAGCCCUUGGCGACAGCUAUAGAGCUGGCAAUACUGAACUGCGGGCAAGAUCCAGUGACGGUGCUGCUAACGGAUGCUAAACAGUGGUAUUUUGCGUCUGUGCAGCUGAUCGGAGAGGCCGACAAACAAGAACCUUCCCUGCCUGAGGGCGAACUCCGGGCAUGCAAUCACCAGUUCCGCCUCUUCAAUUGUGAACGCAUUCCCUGUAACCUCCUGUUAAGGCCUGGUACAGAUGAUUACGGACCGGUGGCUAAGGUGUUCGCCCGGAUGCACAGCGUGCUGUACCCUGGUGUGGACAUCACCCGGGUUGCACAUCGGGCGAAGCUGGGCAAUGAGACGCUUCAAACUCUGGCAAAUAAGUGGGCGGAGCCAUUUAUCACAGAGCUGUAUAAGAAAAAGAACGACCCGGAACUGAAGGAAAUUGCGCAGAAGGCGGAGAGGGAGAAGAAGGAAAUUGAGCAGAAGGCGGAGAGGGAGAAGAAGGAAAUUGCGCAGAAGGCGGAGAGGGAGAAGAAGGAAAUUGCGCAGAAGCUGGAGGCAUCAGAGCGGGAGAAGACGGAAAUUGCGCAGAAGGCGGAGAGGGAGAAGAAGGAAAUUGAGCAGAAGGCGGAGAGGGAGAUUGAGGCCCUCAAGAGGCAGCUGCAGCAGCAGCAAGGCCACUAG